This is a messenger RNA of Odontomachus brunneus, 1537 nucleotides long. RefSeq lists its product as uncharacterized. Lineage: Eukaryota; Metazoa; Arthropoda; Insecta; Hymenoptera; Formicidae. The transcript has 2 exons. The coding region runs from base 172 to 1401 and encodes 409 amino acids. The record is from RefSeq and is a predicted model, not a curated record.
UUUCGCAAACGGUCGCACGAUCAACAUACAUAUUCCAGCUACAAUUAAUUUACAUUCGUACGGUGUCAAGCAAGAAUAUUACAAGUUUUAUUUAUAUAACAUUAUUUUAUAAUUAACAUUAUAAAAUAUCAUUCUCUGUUAAACGAUAUAAGUUAUACCGUUCUAAGCGUGAUGUUGAAUCCUGAACCAUCCAUAAUACGAGACCCAAUCGUAAAUUAUAAUAAUUUUUUCAGUCCGUACAUCUGUCAUCUUUGCAAAAUUUCAGCAAAUCUGGAAGUAUGUCAAUGGUGCCGUUUGAUCUCUUAUUGUUGUCAAGAGCACUUGGAAUUGCAUCGAGUGGAACACCAAGAGUUUUGUCUGGCUGUAGUAAGCUUGAGUGUCGAAAUAUUCAACACCCAAAAUAUAACUCUUAAGGAAUGGAAUGAAUUUAAGAAGGUUAAUUUGGAAAGAGUUAAGCAUAAAUUGGGUCGCAAUCUAAAACGAUAUGAAGAGCAAAUAUUGCUAUUUGCAAAAUCGUGUCGUGUAUGCUAUCGCCAGAAUGACCUGAGUGUCGUUUGCAAGUCAUGCAUGUCGGUUAGCAUGUGUUCUACGCACAAAUCGUCAGCUUAUGUGCACAGCUGCGCGGAACUACGGCUUUGUAUAAAACUAGAUAUCGAAAAUGCCGUAACAAAUGAAGACGAUAUAACAAUACCGGUAGAGCUUGUAGAUUAUUUAAGUUUGCACGAUAUGAAAACACAUAUUCAACGUCGUUUAGGACGUCGUAGAAAUUUCGAAACAUGGAACUAUGCUGAUUUUUUAUAUACUGAUUGCCUCUCAAAACCAUUGACGUUAUUGUUUUACAUACAAAGAGCAAAUAUGUGCGAUCUGAAGUUAUUUUCGCGCUUCGUAAUUCACAUUAUAGCCGGAACCUUCACGGAUCAAAAUAGUUUAUUUGCUUGGGAAGCUUUCUUACAUCAAAUGAUUCCUGGUUCAACAUUAUAUAUUAUAAUGAUAGACCCAUGCUUAGAACCAGAUUUAACUGCUACACGGCUUUGUGAAACUUGCCACGCAGGAAACAAAGAUCUUUUUUUUGUUUAUCGUGAUAUGACAUAUAGAAAUUAUAGACGUACUGAGUCAUAUCUAAGUCCAGAUAUAAUUGUAGGAUUUGACAUAGAUUUUAAAAAUGACAAAAUGGCUGUUUUAACAGCAUUAUUGAGGCAGGAAAAAUCGUUAGUUUUGACCUGCAAAUCAGAAAGUAAGGCGCAAGAGAUCGUUACGGAAAUAGGGACAACAUACUUCAAAGUACCUAUCAUUAAUGAGAAGAAUAAAUUCGCAUCUUGUAGACCAUACAGAGAUGUUGAGAGUGAUUCUGUGUUCUUUCUUAAUCAGCAUUUAAUUAUGUAUUUAGAGGCUGACAGAUGAGAACUUAAAUAUUUCUAGUAAGGACAACAAACCCAGUAUAAGCAACAAUUUACUUGAAGAAUAAUUGUAUCGUCACACUAUUCGUCGGUCGCAACAUUAUAAACAAUUUACAAGAUAAAAGACUUUUAUAAAUAUA